AAGAAAGAGAGAGAGACUAAUCGGCCUUGCGUGUUACUUCAGGUCAUUUGUAUCCGGCUUCGAUGGAAGGGUGGUAGAGAAGGCGCUAGAAAGAUCUUUAAGCGCACCUGCUUGCAUCGGGCCGGAUCCACCGCUACAGGCAGCUAAUCUGAAGCACUUUACACAUCGCACGAUUCGUUUUUUUAUUCUUCUGGAUAGACAGACGCACGUUUUGGGCUUUCCCUUGUCUUCUCAUCCUCCACCACCCUCUUCAGUCUUAAGAAGCGCUGCCCCAUGCUGGGCAUUUUGAUGGAAACUGCCGUAAGGAGUAAUAAAACAUGAGUGGUGUCUGCAAGGUGGCAAAAGCGACCGAGCACACUAACUGAAUUCCGGACAUUUGCUUCAGCUACUCUCCCCGAGGCACUGAUAAAGACAGGAAGGGCUGUGCUGUCAGGAGCUGGGUCGUGAUCGCGAGACGAAAGCUACUCCACAUCUUCUACCUCCACAGAGAGUAAGGCAAAAUGAUGCAGAUCUCAGAAUCCCACAACCAAAAACAUUCGCUCCUCAAUGCAAUGAACAGGUUCAUCGGAGCGGUGAACAAUAUGGACCAAAUUGUCAUGGUGCCGAGUCUUCUGAGAGACGUGCCUUUGGAGUAUGAAGGAAAAGAUGAGGUGAACAACCCUGUGAGCAACGGUGGAGCGGCCAACUUCUUUUCCUCCUCCGCCUCUGAACGGGACAUGUACAGCAAUUACGUGCUGCUCAAGUCCAUCCGCAACGACAUCGAGUGGGGCGUCCUGCAGGGAGACGAGCGCAAGAAGGAUAAGCUGGGGCUGGAGGGCGACGAAGGGGACGAGAAUCUGGAGAAGCUCUUCCACUUCCACCUGAACGGACUGCACAGCGUGCUGUCAAAGCUGACGCGCAAGGCCAACACCCUGACGAAUCGCUACAAGCAGGAGAUCGGAAUCGGAGGCUGGGGACACUGACAACCGCAGUCAACCAUCGUGUGCUGCGCGACAUCAUAGUGUGCUGUAGGUAGAGAACCGUACAUUACCUCUGCAAAAAAAAAAAAAAAAAAUCGAAUUCUGCGAAGAUAUAAUCGAAGUACACGAAUCCUCAUUUUAGUAUCUCAAAAGCUGCUGUUACAUUAAAACGGUUUGGGUAAGGCGUGGUCAGCGGGCGCUGACGGCCUCCCUUUUUAAUUUAUUUGCACUAUUACCAGUAUAGUUGUGCUCCUCCCGGUAUCACACGAGCUGUCAUUUUUGUGAAAGAGCAGGAAACUGAAAAACGCACAAAAAUCACUGCAUAUUUAUUUUCUGUGUGGUGAAAGAUAAGAGAGAGAAUGUUGUGUUUUUCUGUUUGUUUACGAUCUUUAUCGACUAACCCAAAUAAUUUGAGAAAACUUGAUUCCCGGCCAUGAUGAUCCAUUGAGAUUUACAGAUAAGAAGGAGUGCUGUGGUAGUACUAAAAUGACGAGGCUGUUUGAUUUCAAAAAGCCAAUGACACCACUAUUUAAGUCAUGAACGUUAUGGAACUGAAUGAUAAUUCUAUUUUCUGAUUAAUAAUAGUCUUGACAGAUUCCAUAUCUGAUUGUAUCAUAGUGGGGAUUAUUUUAAGUGUAAUUUUCUUAAAACCUUUUUUACAUGCUAGAGAAUAUUAAAAUCAAUAUAUUGUACAGAAAAUAAUAAAAUGUAUAAUUCUCUUGGCAA
Erpetoichthys calabaricus (reedfish) is the source of this 1685-nucleotide messenger RNA. RefSeq names its product mid1-interacting protein 1-B-like. Bases 501 to 962 code for a protein of 153 amino acids. Lineage: Eukaryota; Metazoa; Chordata; Cladistia; Polypteriformes; Polypteridae. Gene Ontology annotation, cellular component: cytosol. Gene Ontology annotation, biological process: regulation of lipid biosynthetic process. The record is from RefSeq and is a predicted model, not a curated record. The transcript has a single exon.